Molecule: messenger RNA, 7544 nt
Organism: Epinephelus moara (kelp grouper)
Lineage: Eukaryota; Metazoa; Chordata; Actinopteri; Perciformes; Serranidae
Gene: trim71
Product: tripartite motif containing 71, E3 ubiquitin protein ligase
Exons: 7
Coding region: 1-2499 (832 amino acids)
Biological process (GO): protein polyubiquitination; proteasome-mediated ubiquitin-dependent protein catabolic process
Molecular function (GO): protein binding; zinc ion binding; ubiquitin protein ligase activity
Source: RefSeq, a predicted model, not a curated record
AUGGCUUCGUUUCCAGACUCGGACCUGCAGACCUGCCCGCUCUGCAAGGAGCUGUGCGGCUCCUCUGCUCCUAUUUCCUCCAGCUCUUCUACCUCUUCAUCUUCCUCACAUACCUCGUCCUCCUCCAGCCAGACCACCAGGAGGCUCCACGUCCUGCCGUGCCUGCACGCCUUCUGCAGGCAGUGCCUGGAGGGCCAGCGCAGUCCCGGGGACCCGCUGAAGCUGCGGUGCCCCACCUGCGACCAGAAGGUGUGCAUCUCCGAGGCCGGAGUGGACUCCCUGCCUUCCUCCAACUUCCUCUUCAGCAACCUGCUGGACGUGGUGGUGAGCUCCGAGGAGCAGAUCCAGAACAAGAACGGCCACCACCACCACCACCACCGGGGAGGCCUGGGCGGAGGCUCCUCCGGCUUCCAUCACCCCCACACAGGCCUGCUGCACCCCAACCUGGGGGAGCCUCAGUGCAGCUCCUGCGAUGAGGAGAACCCCGCCACCUCCCACUGCCUUGACUGCCAGGAGUACCUGUGUGACAACUGUGUGCGGGCGCACCAGAGGGUGCGGCUGACCAAGGACCACUUCAUCGAGCGCCUGGGGGAGAACCUCCACCUGGGCCGCAUCAACGUCAACAGCAACCCGGGCCAGCCGGGGGUGUCGGUGUCCCUCGCCCAGUCCCUGCAGAACAACUUCGCCCUGCUGUCUCUGUUCCAGGACCACAUGAGCUUCUGCCAGCACCACGACAAUGAGGUGUUUCUGUUCUUCUGUGAAUCCUGCUCGGUGCCUAUCUGUAGGGAGUGCAGCGUGGGCCGUCACAUCGGCCACACCUUCGUUUAUCUACAAGACGCUGUGCAGGACUGCAGGGCCAUCACCAUCCAGCUGCUGGCAGACGCACAGCAGGGACGUCAGGCUGUGCAGCUGAGCAUGGAGAAGGUCCAGGCCAUGGCGGAGCAGGUGGAGAUCAAAGCCAAGGUGGUGCAGACUGAAGUGAAGGCCCUCGUGCUCAGACACAAGAAAGCGCUGGAGGAGAGAGAGUGUGAACUACUGUGGAAGGUGGAGAAGAUCCGUCAGGUGAAGGCCAAGUCUCUGUACCUGCAGGUGGAGAAACUGCACCAGAGUCUGACCAAGUUGGACAGCACCAUCGCUGCCGUCAGCCAGGUACUGGAUGAAGGCCGCCACCUGGACGUGCUGCUGGCCAGGGAGCGAAUGCUCACCCAGAUCCAUGAGCUCAAGGCUCUGAGGGGCCUGCUGCAGGUGCAGGAGGACGACCGCUUCAUGUUCACCCCUCCAGACCAGGCUCUGUACAUCGCCAUCCAGUCCAUGGGCCUCAUCAGCAGCGGAGCCUUCGCCCCAGUCACCAAAGCCCACGGUGAGGGUCUGAAAAGUGCGCUUCGUGGCAAGCCCGCCUCCUUCACUGUGAUCGGAUAUGACCAUGACGGCGAGCCACGUCUCUCCGGCGGGGACACGGUGUCUGCAAUAGUCAUGUCGGUCGCAGACGGCAACCUGUCUGCCGCGGACGUAACGGACCACCAGAACGGCUCGUACACCGUCAGCUACCUGCCCAAAUGUGAGGGGGAGCACCUGGUGUCGGUGCUGGUGUGUAACCAGCACAUCCAGGGCAGCCCCUUCAAGGUGAUGGUCAAGUCAGGGCGGAGCUACGGCUCCCUGGGCUCCCAGGUGUCGUCUUUCGGGUGUGAGGGGGAGGGAGACGGUCAGCUGUGUCGUCCCUGGGGCAUCAGCGUGGACAAGGAGGGAUACGUUGUGGUGGCUGAUCGCAGCAACAACCGCAUACAGAUAUUCAAGCCUUGCGGUGCCUUCCACCAUAAGUUUGGCUCUCUGGGUUCUCGGCCUGGUCAGUUUGAUCGUCCAGCGGGGGUCGCGUGUGACAGUCAGAGACGAAUCAUUGUGGCUGAUAAGGACAAUCACCGUGUGCAGGUGUUUACUUUUGAGGGCCAGUUCCUGCUGAAGUUUGGGGAAAAGGGUACAAAGAACGGGCAGUUCAACUAUCCCUGGGAUGUGGCUGUCAACUCUGAGGGUAAGAUCCUGGUCUCCGACACCAGGAACCACCGCGUGCAGCUCUUUGCCCCUGACGGCUCUUUCCUAAACAAGUACGGCUUCGAGGGGGCCCUGUGGAAACACUUUGACUCUCCCAGAGGAGUGGCCUUUAACCACGAAGACCACCUGGUGGUGACCGACUUCAACAACCACAGGCUCCUGGUCAUCCGGCCGGACUGCCAGUCGGCCCGCUUCCUGGGCUCCGAGGGCACUGGGAACGGGCAGUUUCUGCGCCCCCAGGGCGUCGCCGUGGACCAGGAGAACCGCAUCAUCGUGGCCGACUCCCGCAACCACAGAGUCCAGGUGUUCGAGCCCAAUGGAAACUUCUUAUGCAAAUUUGGCACACAGGGGAGCAGCUUUGGACAGAUGGAUCGCCCCUCCGGUGUGGCUGUGACGCCUGACGGAGUCAUUGUGGUUGUUGACUUUGGAAAUAAUCGCAUCCUCAAGUUCUAAAAAAAAAGAAAAAGUUUAUUUUUGCAUUCUCUCCCUCUGUUUGGCCUUUUGCAGUUUUCUCGAUGAAGGAAAUGGAGGCGAGAGAAUGAAUCAACAGACACAACAGGAGGCGAGCUCAGAGAGGACUGAGAACACGCUGAAGUGAAGGGAAAUUAAAACUAUAGAUUUUUUUAUUUACAUCGAUACCCUCCCAAUCAGAUCUCUGUGGUGUGUGUGACAAAGGGGACCUCUACAAAUUGAUAAUCAGUAGAAAAAGAGCCAUAUUUCCCUUCUCCUCCUCAGCGGCUCUGAGUUCUCUCUGCCAGCUCUCCUUAAGUAUCCAUCUCAGGGAUUUUUUCACUUUUUAUCCUCUGCUCCAUACCUACCUCAUUUAGCUCUUUAUGAAUGUACUCAUAGUCACCGAGCAGAGGUUUUAGUCCGUGAAGUUUUACAAAGAAGAAAAGUCUACCUCUAUACUUUGUUAUUUAAGAGAGACAAAAAAAUAGACUGUUCAGUUGAUAUUUGCACAGGAUUAAAGGAAUACUUGCUGUGCAUUUUGAAAUAUGAGUUAAAGUGAACCUCCUGAAUGUUGUUGCUGAGACAAUACUCAGACCGCUGUAGAGGCUGCAUGAUUUAUUCUCAUUAGAGGGCUUCGCUUGGGGAGGAAACUAGGGUACAGUAGUGUCCUUUCAUGUUUUUAGGCUAGUUAGUUUUUGGCUUACGCAUCGACCCUUGUCUCUUUGUGGCUCUGUGGAGUUUGUGUGUCAUGAGGAGUGUGCGAAGCGAUGCCAAAAUAGAUAGAAUCAGAAUUAGCUCAGGUCACCGUAGGACUGGUCGAGAUGAUCGGUGCCUCGCAGGCUCUCCCUCUAGCUUUACUGACUUAUGCUGAUUUGAUGAAUUUAUUGAUGAGUAAAAAGUAUAAAUUUAAGGGAAAUCAUCUGCAAAAUGAUCCCUGGAAUAAGUCCUGAAUAAGUAGCCCUGUAAUAAAAGAAUCCAAAGUGUUUGAUCAUUCCCCCCCCCCCAGCUCAUAAGACUGGAUGAUAAAACAAGACGACCUGUGUCGCUCCUGUCGGUUACAUGAACAACUAAGAUGCAAAGACAAGUAUGCAAGGAGAGCGGCGCCUCCUCGGCAGGGAGGAACCCACCAAAGGAUUUUGGUGAUGAAUUUUCAAAGAUCUGGAUCUAUUAGCGAUCUUAUCGUACAGAUUAAAUCAUUGAAUUGAAUGACACCUUUUUGAUGAGGUAUGCUGUGUGACAAAAGCCUCACAAGUUAGACACCUAAUUUGGCUGUCCAGAGGAUGUUAAUGACAUAAAUGAAAGGCCUAACAUUACAAUCCUUUGGCUUUGUGGUUGAAAGCCACGCCCCCUGGCUCCUAGGGCCGGGAAUCGAGUCCAACGAGAGGGCACGAUCACAAAGCCCUGCCCUAUUUAUUGACGCGUGGAGUUGAGGAGACAUCUCCAGAGUGAGCGCUAGUAGACCGAUUCCUCUAAAGACGGAGGUCUAUAGAUCGACCACUGGAGUCUACCAAAGUUAGAAUUUCUGCACAAUGGCCAACUGUAGAUUAAAAUAUUCCCCUUUAAAAAACUUUUUCUUGAAUAAUCAUUGUUGCUGGGAAGUCUGAAGUUCAUAAAAGGCGUGGAGUUGAGUUCAUAGCACUGUCCGUGUUAGGCUUAGAAGAAUAACUGUGCUUGGGUCACAGUUUAUUGUGCAUGAGGACUUUCACAUCCUGCUGCUGUGUGAGGCAGGUCUGAAAGUCAUGUAGAGAACAGAAGAUACCCGCACCAAAGAGAACCCCUUUGCCCCCCUCGCAUUUAUCGCCUCAGCCCAGUUUUCUCAUUAUUAGACGGCCCCUUGUUUCCCAGUCUAAUUACUAUAGAAACUAAUAGCUACUAACUCUUUGUGGUGAAAGCAUUGUGGGGUUCUGAAUCCCUUUGCCCUUUGUCCAAAUCUGUGUCCCACUGGAAGCACUAGACAAUUAUGGUUCUGCUAGCCACUUCCUCAGCCUAGCAAAGAAUCUUGGGACCUCUGGAAAGAUCGACCGGCCGGCCCUCGCCUCUGAGGAGAGGGCCCGUCUGCACAUGGUCAGUAUUUGCAUCGUCAUAUCUCAGAUAUCACGUACGGUUUCACUUCCUCUCUCAUAUACCUCGACUCCUGAAUACCUCACUCAUAGCUGCUGUGCAUUUAAACAUUCAAAUACCUCAACGUGUUACAUAUUCUGAAUACCUCAUAAUGACUCUUUUAUUUAAGCAUACCUCGUCAGAUAUUUAUGCACGACAAAUAUACCUCAUUCUGUGAAGCUUCUUGUGUUACAGUACAUGUCCCACAGCUCUAGGACCAAAGAUCAUGGUACCAUCUCGAGUUCAAAGAAAGUUUGUGUUAAUGGUCAUCGUUCCAUCUCGCAGCCCUGAGCAGCUUUUGGUUUGUUGAAUCUACUGUAAAAAAAAAAAAAAAUGCCUGGUUAACUUUGCCUUUUCUCACCAAGAAACCAAAUAUUUCAGAUGAAAGCAUUGUGCCAAAAUGAUCUGUGAGAGUUCUGUGCCAAACAGGGUUGGCACCGGGACCACGCUGUUGCAGACGACAAAUGUCACUGGACCAUUAUAUCAUAGAUGUUGAAUCGGAGCACCUGAGGAUAAAUCCCCUCUCUGAUUGGAUGCACUUAACAGGGCUGGGCCCAAUUUAUCUUUACCUCAUAAUGAUGAUGAACACGCAGAUUCCACUUGUACUUCGCUACUGUGCGCAAUAGUUAAAGGGGAAGAGGAGGUGGCCUCUUUUAAAGAGUUAAAGAACUUCACAAAUCCGCCUUUUAAUGCACAAGAAUAACCUCAGUCUAACCAACACGUCAGCGUGGAUUUUAAGAAGGCUGAUGUUGGUUGUAGAGGACCUUGAGUCUAAACUCACUUUAAACAAACACAUCAGAUGCGUCAUGCAUGGCAACAGGCUGGUUUAUUAUUGAAGUUGAAGUGAAGAGCGAUUAGCACAUUGACGGCGAGCCAGUUUGAUUCCACAGACCCAGCUGCUUUGAACUCAGCACCUAGUUUCACCAGUACGAUUGUCUUUUGCUUUGCAGUAUUACUCUGUGAAAUGUUCAUUCAUGUUGCAUCCGUUUGGUUUUUUAUUUCAUUAUUAAAAUAGCAGAAUUCUAUCUUUAAGAUCAUUAGGUCUUCACUCUUAAAGAGGAAAGUGUAUUUUAAACCUUUGAUUUUGUUUUUCAUUUUGUUGCAUGCUUUAAAAAGUCCUUGUAUUAUAUUGACGUCUCUCAGAUAGGUGUUGAUGAACUCAGACGGGGUGGGUAGCUCACUAUUGGGAUGGUUUUACCAAUAUAUAUACCCAAAGAUGUGUAUGUGUGCGUUAGGAUUGCGUUGGAUGGGAUUAACCUUUUUGACCUUUGCGAUUGUAUUUCCUGUUCUUAAGAGGCGCUGCAGAGCACAACCUGUUCAGCCAGCCACGCCUCGACUUGUGAGCGAUAGCCGAGGCAGUUUUCGGACGAGUACGGCCCUCUGCCAUUAGUGCUUCAUUUUCCUUUAACCCCCUCUAGUAUGCAGAAUAUGAUUAGUCAUAUUACCUUCUGUCCUUUCACACUCUGUAACUUUAGGAAGCUGGAGACACUUCCUGCUGAGCAUAGGUUUACCUUCCCAACAAUGAUGAAUCCACAAGGCGGCCAUUUUGUGUUUGACCUAGUAAUGGGAACUCUCUCACUGCCCUGUGAGAAGCAGCUAGGUUUCUCCAGCACAAACCAGCAAGCAGCACCCUUCCUCGUCUUUGUAAGAAUCCAGGAAGUGCGGUGACGGCUGCUGAGCACGUGAUUGGUUGACUGCACUCCUGUUAGGUGUUUUUUUUUUCUUUUUUUUUCUUCUGUUUUUUUAAUUGGGCCCCUGUGGUUUUUUUGUCCACCAUUUUAUUGCUGGCCUCUCACGGCUUUAAGAAAGAAAAAGCUGCACCAGGUGACGUGUGCAAGGUCGUAGACCUCCUUUAAUGAUUGUAUACUCUAAAGACAGAAAGACAAAAAAAAAAAAAAAAGGUUGGAAAAUUUAGAAAGGAAAAAAAUAAAACUCAGGUAGUUCUCAGCAGCCCUGCCCUGCUGGCGUCUCAUUGAAACGUGUCCCAUAGUGAUGAUGUAGUGACCUCUCCCCUGUUAUGACCUCUCAGUACUAGUCUGAUUCUUUUGUGUGCCCAUUUACAUAUUAUAAAACAAAUUAUUUCUUAAUCUGAAACAAUAAGGCUUUCGAUUAGUUUCCCCUGAUUAAUCUUUGGGUUUUGGUUCUUUCUUUUUAUUUUAUUUUUUGGCCAAUUUUUGUUUUCCUUUACAAAAGUACAAAUACUUCACACCACUCGAUGCUCAUUGGCCCUUUUAGAAUGUAUUUUGUGAAGAAAAGGGUUAAAUGGGGUCUUGUUGAUGUUCGCUCGCUCCACGCAGCUGCUGACAGGAGACACGACACUGAAAACAUUUGCUGCCAAAAUGUUCCACAGCAGCUCUGCUUCAGGUGUGAGGUGUAAUCAUGUGGCUGUGGUGGAACGUGCAGCACCGCGUUUACAUCGGUGUCCCCAGACUUCAGGGAGAUGUUUGGCCCGGGGAUUAAGAGCCAGCUCGUCUUGUCCAAACGCUUGUUUGCGUUGUGUCCUGUUCUCCCAGCGGCUGCUUGUGUGCAGAGUGGAUAUUGUGUUUGUGCGCUGCAUCCGUGUUGUGUAAGCAGAAAUCCACUGAAUGUAUCCUCGUAACAGUCCAAGAGGCAGGGCGAGCCGGCGUGGCCAGCUGAGUUUAGAUGGUUGCUGCUGGCGCUUCCUCGUCCAGGCGCUUGUGUGUGUGUGUGUGUUAAUCAGUCGAACCUUGUGUGUGUUAGUGUGUGUGCGUUGGCCAGCACACCUUCCCUCCCUCUUAACACACACUCGCACAUCGUGCUGAGUUUAAGUGCAGAUGUCAGGUCUUCAGUCUAAAUAAGGCAGAGGAGACUAUAAUAUUUUGGCCACCUGCUGCUCGCUCUGUACUCUGUGGACUUUAAACAUUUCCUAUGCAGUUUUUUUUUGUUUUGUUUUGUUUACACUUAAAUAAAGUUUUUUGACUUCAAAA